AUGAGAAGGAAGAAAGAUUAAAAUAAUCAUUCUCUCCAUUAGUUUUUAAAGCCUUUUUUAAUUAAGAGUUAUCAUUUCUUAAGUGCCUUAAAUGGCCCCUUAGGAGUUCAUUGCGAUCAUAAUUAGAACAAAGUUUUUUAAGAUAACUCUAAUUAAAAAUCUCAUGGAGAUAUUAAAAUAUAUCAUCAAAGAUCAAUUCUAAUUCAAGACAUCUUUCAAAGUUUUUAAUUAUGUAAAAAGUAAUGCCCGCGUUUACUUUUUCGAAAGGCUAAAUGUCAGUCCUAUCCAUCCGUCACAUGCAGAUCCUCAGAGCUUGAGAAAUUUGUUUUAAAAAGGCUUAUAUGUUUCAAGCCUCAUCUUCGAUGCAAAAAAGCACGGAGUAUUUGUCACUAUUUUAACAAAGUGGGUAAACCCUCUCUCUUACAAGCGCUUUAAUAUAUAAAAAGUAUUGUUUAAAAACAGACUCUAGAGAUGAAUGAAGAUAAAGACACAAAAAAGAAAGAAAAAAAUAAAUAAAUAAAAAAACAAUAAAAAAUAAAAAUAAAAAACAAUAAAAUAAAUAAAUUGAUAUUAGAAGAUUCAGAGGUACAGAUCUGGAGACUAGCUAUCUUAAGACAUAUAUGA
Messenger RNA from Tetrahymena thermophila SB210, 624 nucleotides. RefSeq lists its product as hypothetical. The transcript has a single exon. NCBI's taxonomy places the organism in Eukaryota, Ciliophora, Oligohymenophorea, Hymenostomatida, Tetrahymenidae. The record is from RefSeq and is a predicted model, not a curated record.